AUGUCGGAAGCCGCGGGUGUGAUGCGAAGCCAGUCUGGCUUCAUCUCGGAGGCCGGGAAAAAGGAUUAUGGGCCUCUCGAGUUUACCGGAAAACUCGCAGGGGGUCUCAGGCUGGACUUGCGAAGGCGGCUGCCACUCUACGCAAGCGACUGGACGGAUGCCUUCAAGCCGGACAACUUUCAAAAAUCCUUAUCGUCCAUCUUGUACUUGUUCAUAGCAGCGCUUGCGCCCGCGAUCACCUUUGGGAGCCGCUUCCUUGAUGGCACGAACGGCCAAUUUGGAGUGUUGGAGAUGAUUGUUAGUACGGCUCUUUCAGGCGUGCUCUUUUCGACCUUCUCGGGUCAACCCCUUUCGAUUCUUGGAGCUACUGGCCCCUUCCUGGCCUACACGCUGGUGGUCUACGACCUUGCUGUUGGUGCGGACAUAGAAUUCAUGCCAUUUUACUUGUGGGUUUGCAUGUGGUGCUCGCUCUUCACCAUCCUGGUGGCAGUGUUUGACCUGUGCGCCCUCAUGAAGCAUGUGACCAUGUUCUCCGAGGACGACAUCUUCGCGGGGUUGAUCUCUCUGAUCUUCAUCAUCGAUGGGGUGAGGCCCAUCAUCGAGAACUUUGCGGAGAAAAAGAUGUCGUUGAACAACGCCAUGUUCGAGGCCUUGCUCUUCAUCUAUACCUUCGGCCUGGCAACCUACCUGUCCCACUUCCGGCGCACACCAUGGAUGCUCCGGCCGAUCCGCAACCUCAUGGCCAACUUUGCGGUGACCAUUGCCUUAGUUACGGCUUCGGCACUAGCGGCCCUCUACUCAAGCGAUACAAACUUGAGGAUGCUUAGCGUGGACGCGGACUUCUCCCCAAACCUGGUCUUGUCGGACGGAAGCAAGCGACCCUGGAUCGUGAACCCCAUGGGCAUCGACCGCGACUUCCCAGCUUGGGGCAUUGCAUAUGCAAUUCUCCCAGCGAUUGGAUUCGCCGUGCUGGGCUACCUGGAUCAGAACCUGACUUCCGUGAUCGUGAACAGGCCCUCCAACGGCCUGGAGAAACCACCAGGCUAUCACCUUGACCUCUUUGUGCGCGGCGCCCUCACUUUGCCCGCCUGCGCUGUGUUGGGCCUGCCACUGUCAGUGGCCUCCACGGUGCCCAGCAUCACGCACGUGAUCUCCCUGACCACCUACGAGGUGAAGCAGCUGCCCCAGGGUGAGCGCAAGGUUCCGACGAAGGUGGUGGAGCAACGCGCUACGAACUUCUUGAUCCAUGUCUUAAUCGGCUGUGCGCUCUUUCUCGCCCCGGUGCUGAAGUUCCUGCCGCGGGCCGUGCUGCAGGGCGUCUUCUUCUACAUGGGUAUCGCAUCCCUCACCGGCAACAACCUCUUUGACCGCCUCUUCCUAUGGCUCAUCUGGGACGCCAGCAAGUACCCCCAGUACCACUACAUCCAGAAGCUGCCCAUCCGCCGGGUCCACCUCUACACCUUCGUGCAGGUGAUUUGCUUGGCCAUCCUCUACGGCUUGAAAGCCAUCAAAGAAACUUCCGUGGUGUUCCCCUUCUUCAUGGCCUCCUUGGCCAUCAUCCGCAAGGCCAUGAGGUGGAUGUUCACAGAGGAGGAGCUGCAACAGCUCGAUGCCCACCCAGCUGAGGACCAGGAUGACGAGGCGCCCUCCCAGUUUCGAUUCGUGACGGGUCCUUGGAGUUGA
Messenger RNA from Symbiodinium pilosum, 1683 nucleotides. NCBI's taxonomy places the organism in Eukaryota, Dinophyceae, Suessiales, Symbiodiniaceae. The record is from the annotation of a GenBank genome assembly.